Molecule: messenger RNA, 4194 nt
Organism: Closterium sp. Naga37s-1
Lineage: Eukaryota; Viridiplantae; Streptophyta; Zygnematophyceae; Desmidiales; Closteriaceae
Source: the annotation of a GenBank genome assembly
AUGGGUGGGGGUACGGUGUGCAUGCUACCCCUCUUUUCUGUGUCGCCUUCUCGCAUCCCUUUCCUCACUGUCACAUCCUUUCUGUGUGCCCCCACCCAGUUCACCUACCCCAGCGGCAACACCUCAGUGCAGCGCGUGGGGCGCAUGGUGAGCAUGCUGUACACGCCCGCCACCAGCUUCCCAUCUUCCCUGUCCCCAUCGCCCCCAUCUCCCCCAUCUCCCCUCCACAUCCCCCAUCUCCCCCAUCCCACCCAGUUCACCUACCCCAGCGGCAACACCACGGUGCAGCGCGUGGGGCGCAUGGUGAGCAUGCUGUACACGCCCGCCACCAGCUUCUACCACUCCAUCAUCGAGUGGGUGCCGCAGUGGCUCGUGCUGAGAGAACUGUUGCAGGAGCACCCCAACAUUCUCAUUGUCAUGCGCGCUGCUCAGGUGAGCGCGCUGCUCAGCUUCUACCACUCCAUCAUCGAGUGGGUGCCGCAGUGGCUCGUGCUGAGGGAACUGCUGGAAGAACAUCCCAACAUCCUUAUCGUGAUGCGCGCUGCUCAGGUGCUGAGGGAGCUGCUGCAGGAGCAUCCGAAUAUGCUCAAUGUCAUGCGCGCUGCUCAGCUGCAGCUGUACAACAGCACGUUGAAGCACAUAGUGGGAGUGGAGCCAGCGCACAUGAACCUGCUCGUGCUUGAUUGGCAGCACCGCAACACCCUCUUCCUUGCACAGGCGCUUUACCAGCCUGUCUACCGCUGCUGCGGCCGGGCCACACCCACCAUCUGGCGCUUCCUCCGCCGAAACUUUUUCCUUCCGCCCGAUGGGCUGCCCAUUUUCGAGCCCGAAACUUUCCGCCUCCGCCGAACCUCCCCUCUAAGCUACCAAGACAUAACAGACUUACUUAGCCAGCGUGAGGAGCAGCAGUCACAACAUCCCCGGCGGCUCGACGUGCUUAAGCCCGGACCUGUGCCGAGCCUUGCGGAGACGUUUGGGAUGACGACGGGGCUGAACUGGGUGACGAUCCUGGUUCGGAGGCCCGGAAAUCUGUCGAGGAAUUUGGAGGAGAGUGUGUAUGAGAGGGUGGAGGGGUGGAUGAGGAAGGAGUUUGGGGAGAGGCGAGUGGUGGUGUUUGAUGGAAGUCUGCGUCUCAUGGAAGCCCGGGCUCUCUUCCGCCGAGCCGCCCUAUUGGUCGGCACGCACGGGGCCGCCCUGACCAACCUCCUCUUCAUGCCACGUGGCGCCUUCCUACUGGAAAUCCGCCCCCGGGGUUACCCCAACGCGUGUUACCACCACCUAGCCAGCGUGUCGCAGAUGCACUAUUGGCUGCUGCUGGGGAAUGGGACAAAAGACUCCGCCCUGCAAGUGGACACAGGGGAGGUGUUAUCUACGAUAAGGGAAGUUGCUGGGAAGGUGUUUGCUGCUCUGAGGGGAGAGCCGAAAGACGUGGGGGAGAGAUUGGGGGAGAGAGCAAAAGGGGGAGAGGAAGGGACGGAAAAGAAAACAAAGGAGGGGAGCAUUGCAGGGGUAAAGAUCGGAGGGAAAGAGAUUGGCAGCAGUGGUGGUGCCGCUGGUACCUCUACUGCUGCUGUAACUGCAGCGGCUACUGCAGCGACUGCUGAUAGCAGCAACACCACACCAUCUGACGCCACUGGCACUGCUGCCACUACCCACCCCAUCAGCACAGGCUCCUUUUCACCCACCUCUUCUGCCUCCGCCCCUCUUAUUACUUCCCCCACCCCCAUCCCCACCCCCAUCCCCACCUCCCUCCCCACUUCCCUCCCCACUGACACCACCACUCCCUCCGCCUCCGCCUCUCUCACCCCCAUCCCGCCCCUCCCUCCGCCCACCUUCCCCGUCCCCCUCUCCACCUCCCCCUCCGCGCUCCCCGCCGCCUUCCCCUCGGGCUGCGCGUGCUACCGGCUGCGCAACGCCUUCUGCUGCACCCAGGCCGUCUGCGUGUGCCGCAACGUCUGCUACAAUGGGUCGGCGUUGCUCGGCAGAUACGGACCCGAUAUCACAGACACCACCGAUACCACUGAUACCACCGACAGCACCAGCAGCACCAGCAGCACUGCUUUCCCCCCGCGCCCCCCCCACCCCUGCCUUCCCCCGGUCCAUGCCCCCGCCACAGCCAACAAAUCCGCGCUCCUCUCCCCGACGUCCUGCUCCAACCUGCCCCAGUUCGGCCGCAUGCUGAGGUCGGCACUCUCAGAGGCGCCGGUGAAAGGCGGGCUGCAGGCAGCUGGGGAUGCGCGGUGGCGGCGGUGGGUUGGGGGGGAGGCGGAGUGGCGCAUGGGCGGGACCCUGUUUGUGCCUCUGACGCACCAGACGACGAAUGUGGCGCACUUUCUAGGCAAGGCGGCACACAUCCUUCUCGUGAACAACUUGACGGUCAAGUCGGGCUUGCCACGUGUUGAACGCUUCCUGCUGCCCCGUGCUGAUUGGACUGUGCACAGCUCUCACUUCCUCUCCCUCACUCAACCACACACACACAUGAAUUCUUUCUCCCUGUUACCACACCUCUCACCGCCCUCUUUCCUAACCCACCUGAUCUCCCAGAAUGAAGGAGCACGGCCCACACGGCUGGCUGCCCUCAAUGCUGCACCUCCUCCUCCAUAUGGCGCUCAUGCUCCCUCAAAACUCACACCUCUCUCCUUCUCCCUCAAAACUCACACCUCUCUCCUUCUCCCUCAAAACUCACACCUCUCUCCUUCUCCCUCAAAACUCACACCUCUCUCCUUCUCCCUCAAAACUCACACCUCUCUCCUUCUCCCUCAAAACUCACACCUCUCUCCUUCUCCCUCAAAACUCACACCUCUCUCCUUCUCCCUCAAAACUCACACCUCUCUCCUUCUCCCUCAAAACUCACACCUCUCUCCUUCUCCCUCAAAACUCACACCUCUCUCCUUCUCCCUCAAAACUCACACCUCUCUCCUUCUCCCUCAAAACUCACACCUCUCUCCUUCUCCCUCAAAACUCACACCUCUCUCCUUCUCCCUCAAAACUCACACCUCUCUCCUUCUCCCUCAAAACUCACACCUCUCUCCUUCUCCCUCAAAACUCACACCUCUCUCCUUCUCCCUCAAAACUCACACCUCUCUCCUUCUCCCUCAAAACUCACACCUCUCUCCUUCUCCCUCAAAACUCACACCUCUCUCCUUCUCCCUCAAACUCACACCUCUCUCCUUCUCCCUCAAAACUCACACCUCUCUCCUUCUCCCUCAAAACUCACACCUCUCUCCUUCUCCCUCAAAACUCACACCUCUCUCCUUCUCCCUCAAAACUCACACCUCUCUCCUUCUCCCUCAAAACUCACACCUCUCUCCUUCUCCCUCAAAACUCACACCUCUCUCCUUCUCCCUCAAAACUCACACCUCUCUCCUUCUCCCUCAAAACUCACACCUCUCUCCUUCUCCCUCAAAACUCACACCUCUCUCCUUCUCCCUCAAAACUCACACCUCUCUCCUUCUCCCUCAAAACUCACACCUCUCUCCUUCUCCCUCAAAACUCACACCUCUCUCCUUCUCCCUCAAAACUCACACCUCUCUCCUUCUCCCUCAAAACUCACACCUCUCUCCUUCUCCCUCAAAACUCACACCUCUCUCCUUCUCCCUCAAAACUCACACCUCUCUCCUUCUCCCUCAAAACUCACACCUCUCUCCUUCUCCCUCAAAACUCACACCUCUCUCCUUCUCCCUCAAAACUCACACCUCUCUCCUUCUCCCUCAAAACUCACACCUCUCUCCUUCUCCCUCAAAACUCACACCUCUCUCCUUCUCCCUCAAAACUCACACCUCUCUCCUUCUCCCUCAACUCCCCUCUCCUUCCCUCAAAACUCACACCUCUCUCCUUCUCCCUCAAAACUCACACCUCUCUCCUUCUCCCUCAAAACUCACACCUCUCUCCUUCUCCCUCAAAACUCACACCUCUCUCCUUCUCCCUCAAAACUCACACCUCUCUCCUUCUCCCUCAAACUCACCCUCUCUCCUUUCUCCCUCAAAUCUCACACCUCUCUCAUUCUCCCUCAAAACUCAGCACCCUCUCUCCUUCUCCCUCAAACUCACACCUCUCUCCUUCUCCCUCAACAACUCACACCUCUCUCCUUCUCCCUCAAAACUCACGGACCGUCUCUCCUUCUCCCUCAAAACUCACACUCUCUCCUCUCCCCAAAAAACUCACACCUCUAUCCUCUCCUCAAAAACUCGCUGA